AUUAACCGUCUCAAGUCAAUAGCGCUCGUUGGUCACGCUCACGUUUCUGAAUCUCACAGGUAUUUUGGUUUGCUGUGACUUUCGUUCAGCAACUUACUUUCGUCCUUCAAGAGCAAGGUGAAAGAGAUGCUUUCUGCCAACAAGCACAAGACUCGGAAGCGAUAUCGGCAAUAUUUAGAGCCGGAUGCUGCGCCGUAUGUUCGUGUGCCUAGGUCGACAGCACAUAGGCUAAACUUCGUAAGCACACCAACUCCUACCUCUUGUGCAAGCUCCUCUGCAUCGUCUCCUUGCUCCACAACUCAACCACGUCAACCCCUGGUCGAAAUGGAAGACUGCACAAGUGAUGCAGACGAACAUCUGCGCACUGAAGACGAAUCUGACACAGCCGAGAACGAAAGUCCUCGGGGCUCCGACCAUGAUCGGCCGUUCGUUGAGUUCGUGACGCCACUGGGAAACGGCACUUCGAUGACUGUUGGCGACGCUCUCGUCCUGAUCAUGGAUUAUGCCAUUGGGGAAGGACUUCCAUGGACUGGCAUAGAAAAGCUUCUUAAGCUACAAAACCUACUGUUGGGAACCAACAGCAUCCCCGAAAGCAAAUAUCUGUUCAGAAAGUUUGCGAGUGCUUCACCAGACGACGUCACUUUCAACUUUUACUGCCCGACGUGUGAAACACUCCUUGCAAAGACAGCGGGCAGCUUGAAGGAAAGGCAGGGCAUCUCGCCUACCUGCUCGGUGUGCGGAGUGCAGUACCUCGGAAAGGACCUUAUGUCCAAGGGAUGCUAUUUUGUUGGUCUGCCAAUGGAGAAGCAACUAGCAUCGGUGCUGGCCGAUGAAACUGUGAGGGAGCACCUAGCAGAAUCUCUGGCGAAACUCAAUACACCGAGACCCUCUGCCAAGUUGGAUCUAACCGACGGCGACUCUUAUCGAAGUCAGCGCGCAAAGCUUGGGUGUGGGCCUCAUGACUUGACCGUGUCCAUGAACGCCGAUGGGAGCCCCAUAUUCAAGUCGGCAAACUACGCCAUCUGGCCCGUCCAGCUCACACUGAACGAACUUCCACCAUGUCUGCGCUGGCGCUCCGUCGUCCUGCCGCUGUUAUGGUACGGCGCGAAGCACCCGAACAUGACUUUGCUUCUCCAAGCCUUUGCGGCCCAAAUGAAAACGCUAGCCCAAGAAGGCAUCACGUGGAGCGCUGGGGGCUCAACACUAAACUCUAAGGUCUACUGUGUCAGCUGUGUGGCCGAUGCCCCUGCAAGGGCCGCGAUGCAGAACGUCAUGCAAUACAACGGCUAUUACGGGUGCUCUUGGUGCCUCCAUCCUGGGGUUUGCAUUAACGGUUGCGUGAAGUACCCCGUGAGCGCCGGGGUGAUGGACGAUCGCACCGAGCUUGGCAUGGUUGCAGACAUGGCAGAAGCCGCAGCAUCCAAACAAGCAGUCCGCGGUGUUAAGGGCCCUUCGCCACUUGUAAACGUGCCUGGUUUCGACAUAGUCUGGGGUUUUACCCCAGACUAUAUGCACUGCGCCCUUCUUGGUGUAGGGCGUCAGUUUGCCGAAUUGUGGUUUUCUGGUGUGGGUGAAGAUUACUACAUUGGACACCCUUCGCGACAAUCCAUCGUAACUGAGCGCUUGUGUAGCCUGAAACCGCCACAGUGCCUGAACCGACCGCCACGAGCCCUGAGGCUGAGGAAGUACUGGAAAGCAGCCGAGUGGCAAUGCUGGCUUUUUUACUACUGCCUUCCUUGUUUGAAGGGUGUGCUGCCAGCUGAAUAUUAUGCGCACUUUGAGCUUUUUGUGUCUGCUUUAUAUCUUCUAACUAAGACGGAAGUUCUAGAUGAAGAUGUGGAGCUGGGUACAGAGAAGAUGACCGAGUUUGUUGUGAAGACCGAGUUCCUCUACGGAAAAGCACAGAUGACCUCAAACGUCCACACACUCCUGCACCUUCCAAAGGCUGUGCUCCUCCAUGGGCCAUUAUGGGCACUAUCUUGCUUCCAGUUUGAGUCGAACAUGGGGCAUCUGCUGAAGCUUGUUUCCUCGUCGAAUGGUGUGCCCUUCCAGAUCUUUUCCCGCAUUCUCCUCCGCAACAGCUUUUAUCAGCUGAGGAAUAUGGUUUCGGACGAGGUCCGGGCACACCUUCCGACGAGGAAACACUACAAGCCAGGUGACUUGCACCUUCUUGGAAAGCCCAGGCAGCUGCCCCAAUGUCUGCAUAGACUGGUUGAGGAGGAGCUGGCCUUGGAAGUGGCACAGGAGCUUGUGGAGUUUGACCGUGCACGUGUUGCUGGGCACAUUUUUCAUAGCAAACAGUACCGAGCUCCAACAAAGCGGGACUCGACGGCGCUGAAGCUGGGAGAUAAUUUUGUCAGAGUUGAACACAUCCUUUCUGAAAGUGAUGGGGGUGGAAGCCCGAACGUGUACAUUGUUUCACAUGUUUACGAUGUAUCUGAUUUUGGAAGCGUAGGACACCUCAAGCUUGCCCACAAGCAACCCACUAAGGUAUUGCACAGGCUCUGUGGGCAUGUUAACCCAUGCAUGUACUUGGACAUAGAUGGCAUUGUUCUGUUUGCUCAGCUCUGCAACAAGUAUGAGUGGUCCUAGAUUUGUAGGACCGGUCAUACUUGUGUGCUAGAAGUAAACUAAAGGGGAGGCAAAUCAAAGAGUAAAAAUUAUUUUCAUCUAUUUGCUAGUUAUUGCACUCAUGGUGUGCAUAAUUAACUGGUUGCACUGAUUUACCCACAUAUCCAGGCUGUUUCCCAGCAACAUAAUGAAAUUUGGUUUUCAUUAUCAAUUUUUCACUAUAAGAGUCUCAUGGGGCUCGCGAGCCGCAGUUUAGCCACCUUUGGUCUAUUGCCAUUAUUGAUUUCACUGUUUGACCCAAAUUAAUAAAAAUUAUAUAAUGUUUCAAAAUUUUUUAGGUCUUCCCUUAGAGAACUAGGACAAUUAAGUGAAUGUUUUGUGACCUGCAAAGUUGGAACUAGAGUUAUUUGCAUGUCAUUGUUAUUGUGUUUUUGUUGUGUUUCUGCCCCUUUUACUUGGUGCCACAGUUGUACUUUUGUGUGUUGUCAUCAGUUCUUGGUAGAUUUUAUUGCCAUUUGUCUUGCUGAAAAUGGCAGGUUGCUUUGCCGUGAAAUUUGUGUGUGCUACGCAUGUUUAUUUUUAACUUUCUUUGAUGUUCAGAUAGUAGUGUUUUCCUUCCUGUACCUACUUUUGCUAAAUUUCUGCAGAAAUAAUUGUAAAUAAAUGAAUCGGUAGUUGUCAUAUA
This is a messenger RNA of Ixodes scapularis (black-legged tick), 3256 nucleotides long. RefSeq lists its product as uncharacterized. The transcript has 3 exons. The coding region runs from base 127 to 2592 and encodes 821 amino acids. Lineage: Eukaryota; Metazoa; Arthropoda; Arachnida; Ixodida; Ixodidae. The record is from RefSeq and is a predicted model, not a curated record.